AUGAAGGACCAGACUACUAAUACCACCCAGCCUUUAGAACAAUAUUCCUAUUCUGAAGAAAGUAUUCCUCUGUCACUACAACCCUGGUUCUGGAAGAGGAAAAAUUCUGUUUCUCCUGCUGCUAAAUGCCAAAGCAGAACAGAAGCAUGGAAGCGAUCAGUUACACCUUCAGGCUCUCAAAUCCCUGAAGAUUCAGUAAAAAUUGAUCCUGAAACUAAACCACAGACCACCAAUCAGUCAUCUGUUCCUCUACCAGGCAGCAUUAUUGAGGGAGAUAUGUAUUCAGAGAAGAUACAAGACCAUCCUUCAUGUGUUAUUAAAAGUGUUUUGAUUGAAGACACAUGUGAAGAGGAUGGAGAGGAAAAAUCAUGGCUGCACAAGCUUGGAAUGAAUAUAAACAAGUGGUCAUUUCUCAACUCCCUGGUUGGAUGGAGUGAAAACACAGCUCUAGAAAAAGGUCAUCUGAACAUAUCUGGAGUUUGUUCUGAUGCUGAUCGCAAAGGAACAGAGCUGCAGGAAUGUACAACCAAAGAAGAAGAGCCAUAUAUUCCAUAUCAGUUAGCUACAUUAUUUGUCAUCAAGAUUGUAAAAGACAUGCAGAAAAUGAAAAACAAACACAUGAAGAUAAUAAGAGAACUAGACAAUAUAAGGAAAGAAAACCAGGAGCAGACUAUGACAGCUAUAAAAAAACAUUAUAGUGAGAAAAUGAGUAGUCUGAAAUCCCAUUUAAAAGCUUACCUGGAGCUGAUGAGCAAGAGCAACAGACACUGGCAAGAUACAGCUAAGAGCCUGAGGGAAAGAAACAGACAACUGAUCCAAAAGAAUGAAGAUCUUCUUCACCAAAUGAGGCAACAAACAGAGAAAUGGGAAGAAGAAAAGGUCUGGAUUCUAGAAAAUUUGUGUAAAAACAGAGAUUACCUUUAUACCCAGCACACACUGACUUUGCAGGAACUUCACAUCAUCAGUCUAUACGUGGAAAGAAUGUGUAACCUUAUGAAUUUCCAGAUGAAAAACGUUCAGCAAAAGUCUGAAAAGGCAGAAGGAGAGAAAGCAGAUGUGUCAGAAGUUUUAGAAUUAAAAACAGAACAAGUAGCUAAUGAAGAAGAAAAGCCUGAAUGGUCGAUGGAAAAGGGGUAUCUUUGGCAAGCAUACACCAUGCUGGAAAAGAUACAGGAAUCUUUAUGGAAACGAGAGAGAGAAAUCACUGAGCUCCUACAAAGUGAAAGAAGAUAUAACAAGGCAAUGAAACCUCAAAUCACAGUGCUAUUAUUCUUGAAAACUCUUGUCAAAAAGGUUCACACCAUAUACUGUGAUGUCCCAGAGGCAAAACAGUACAUCAGUCAGCUUAUCAGGAAGAACGAGGAUGAAAAGUCUGAUCGGAAAGAAGCCUUUAAUAAUGCUCAGGCUGACAUUCUGUCCUAUGAAGUAUUAUAUGGAAAUGAGCCUACGGAUGACAAAAGAACACAGCUCUCAAUGAAGCUUUUCAGAAACCUUGGGAAAGCAAAGUCUGAUUUAGAAUGUGUUGAAACAGAGAAAAUUGUGUUUGAUUCUAUCCAAACAGGGGAAAUCCCCAACUGGAUUAAGAGGGAUUGUCUUUAUGUAGCCUUGACAGAAGACCCUGCAACAUGUUCUGAGGAGACAGAGACACCAUUCAGAGGAACUCAUGCAGAACUUUGAAAUUAUAAUCAAGCUGUCAGUCCACUUUUUGAAGAAGAAAGAACAUUGGAAAGGAAUUCAAGAGAAAAAGAACAAGGACAUGUCACUAAAGUGUAGAUGCAUUAUGGUGAUGAUGCCGAAGAGAAAAACAGUCAGAAUGGGUAAAGAAG
Messenger RNA from Pezoporus flaviventris, 1826 nucleotides. RefSeq names its product synaptonemal complex protein 1-like. The record is from RefSeq and is a predicted model, not a curated record. NCBI's taxonomy places the organism in Eukaryota, Metazoa, Chordata, Aves, Psittaciformes, Psittacidae. Bases 1 to 1677 code for a protein of 558 amino acids. The transcript is spliced from 15 exons.